Molecule: messenger RNA, 1437 nt
Organism: Sinocyclocheilus rhinocerous
Lineage: Eukaryota; Metazoa; Chordata; Actinopteri; Cypriniformes; Cyprinidae
Gene: cunh1orf210
Product: chromosome unknown C1orf210 homolog
Exons: 7
Coding region: 273-1301 (342 amino acids)
Molecular function (GO): protein binding
Source: RefSeq, a predicted model, not a curated record
UAAUCUUGGAAAUGGCUAACAAAAAUGAUCCUGUCCAUGUUAAAAUGUGACAUCUGAGGAGAAAAUCCAUCAGUUUUGACAUAUUCUAAAUAACCAGAAGAGCCAAAUCACAGCAACAAACAAACAACAAGCUAACUGUUCGGGAAGGUAAAGUGGACUAUUAUGGGAAUCAACAUAGUUAACCGCAUACUUGCUAAGCUGACAAGACCUAAGAUUGUCUAAUAUAUCACAGGAACAUUUGAAAAGGAACUUAAUGCAGGAAGCAGGAAAACAUGGGGUAUGCUACACACACAGUGUGUGUGCUCCUGUGUUUUGGGGUCUCGGGACCAUGCUACACACUCCAGACCUUGGGCCCAUGUAUGGUCAACAGAGAGACGGCUGCAUUUGACUGCAGUGGGAAAAGACUUACAUCGGUACCAAAGCACAUCUGGAUGAAUGUAACCGAACUGGACCUGUCUGACAAUCUGUUAGACUCAACCCACAGUGACAGCUUCAAGCGCCUUAACCUCUUCAGUCACUUAGUCUCACUGAAUCUAUCAGGAAACUACCUCCCCCUACUGUUAAAAGACCAUCUCUACAGCCUUUCUUCUCUUAAAAUACUAGACCUGAGUAGGUGUAAACUGGCCGCAGUGGAGGCAAACGCUCUGGUCAAGCUUUCCAGUUUACAGAUGCUCCUCCUGGGGGACAUUCAGUCGACUGCAGUCAAAGACCUGAGAUUGAGUCAGUUUGUGGAACAGAAUAACAGACAGAAAGUGGGAGACAGAGGAAUGAUGAUCAAAGCAUCAAAGCACAUGGCACAGGAUGACCGCAAUGAUGGAUAUUCUAAGGAUGUCAACUAUGGAGCCUUCCUUCGUAAACUACUCACAGCGGAACCACCACCCUCAGACAAUACAAUUAAUGGCACAAAAACAGAGGAUGAUCCCAAAACAUCUUCAGAAAGCUGGAAGGUCCUUGUGGCUGUUCUGGGGUCAGCUAUCACCCUCUCUGUCCUUAUCGCUUUGAUGGCCAAAUGCAAAGUCGUGCACAAGUAUCUGGCGAGCUACAGACACUCCAGGCUCAGCGAAGUAGACGCCACGAGUCAGUGUGACACUGCAAACUUUGAGGUGGGAUUCUCGACCCAGGGUGGCCCUGGGACUCGCGCAGCUGCACCUACUCAUGACAUUGAGGAGGAUGACGAUGGGUUUAUUGAAGACAACUAUAUUCAAGCAAGUGAGAGUGAGAGAGCCACAAGAGCAGCAGCACUGACUGAUGAUGAUGAUGAUGAUGAUGAGGAGGAAGAGAUUGAAUUUAGUAUUGGCUAGCACUAUUAAGUCUAAUGUUGUUAAAUCCUAUUUAUAAUAACUUGCAUUAAGUAGUCAGUAACAAACAUUCAAUACUCCAUAAUCACUAAACUAUUCAUAUUACUUGUUUUGACAUAGAUGUCCAAAUAGUUUCUAG